Molecule: messenger RNA, 20210 nt
Organism: Pelobates cultripes (western spadefoot toad)
Lineage: Eukaryota; Metazoa; Chordata; Amphibia; Anura; Pelobatidae
Source: the annotation of a GenBank genome assembly
AUGAGUGACAUGGAGAGGGAAGGUAAGCCAUUAUUGACUAUCUGGCUAUAGACACCAAGUUUGCACUAAAUUCACUACCCUGGAACUAUAGUUCUUCCCUGAUGAUGAUGCUGGUGGAUUUACAGUAGAGGGGAUAGUUUAUGCAUGUGUGCAUAUUGAAAUGCUGCACAUACAAGCUCUAGGCACCAGGACCACUUCAAAUCACUGAAAUGGUCAUGAUGCUUGGAGUAACCCUUUAAAGAUCAUUUUUUUUCCAAUUCCAUUUUAAUUGGUCUUUUCAAACUACAAAAAAUAUAAUUACACAGUGUUUAAACCAGUGGCAGAACUACCAUGCACUUCCACCAUCCGAUACCCAGGGCCACCUGAUGGAAUAAACUGCUUUUCCCAUAAUCCUCUGCUGGACAGGGGAUAACCCAUAUUUUAAUGCUUUAUAAUGCGUUAUAAAUAGUGGGACACCAUCUAGCAAUGGCUUAGCAAGGUCAAGGAAAUCCUUUUCAGCAAGACUAUGGUUUGUCUGGGAUAUGUUUCUGGAAUCAGAGAAUUUCUGCUCUCUGGGCUUGUCUGAUCCCAGAUCCAAGCCCUCUCCACGGACUGUUCUUGGUUGAUUUUCCAUGAAGUCUACUUGUUUUCUUCCCUCUACUCACAGGGUUAUUCACUAAAGGGAGAAUACAAAAUCUAUUUAAAAUUUAAGAUCAAAAUAGCAGAAUAGGAAAAGUUAUCUAACUUGGUCCAUUUCGUCUACUUUGGCUUUUAAAAUUUAAAUUCACUUUGGAUUCUCACUUUACUGAAUGACCAUGUCUGUCUGGGUCUGGAAUUUCUGUUAGAUUUACACAGGAACUACUAGAUUUCUCUUCCCUUUCUCUUUUACGUUGUUUUAAUGUUCUUUGACUGUGGAUAUUAUAUAUAUAUAUAUUGUAUGUUUUUCUUUGUUUGCAGCUCUCUAGUCAGGUGUGUGGUUUACAAAUAACUGCUGUGUCUUGGAUGCUACGUGACUUGUCACGUGUUUGAUCAUGCAGCUUAUUGUAUGACAGCUGUUGUCAAAUUUUGAAUAGACUAUCCCUUUAAUACUUUCAGGGCUGGUAGUCUGGCUAUCUACUCACUUUGUUAACCAUUUCAUGGCCACAGGACUGGCCAUCUCCUAGCCCUAGUAACACAUACAGGGCCAGAGGGGUGGAGACCUAUUUUCCUUUAACACAUACAAGGUCAGGUGACUGAAUAUUUCCUAAAAGUCCUAAAAGAACAGGGGAGUAUUACAGGGCCCUCAUUACUUUAUACUCCUAUCAAAAGACAUUCAAGUGGAGAAAAAAAGGAAAGAAAAUGUGACAAGUUUUGCACAACAUUUAAACCACUUUAUAAACUGGAACAGGGUAUUGAACACCCUAAGUUUCCGAAUACUUUGUUAAACCUCCCUAAAUGUUUAAUUUGUUCCUUCAAUACAAUGUGUGCCUUGGCUGUGCCAGGACUGAACUGGAUUGUGAGGGCUAUUGCUACAUUCUGAAUCUAUAGUAAAAUAAAAUGGAGCAUCACAUUUAACACAAGUUAUACGUCAUUUUCAGUGUUUUAUUGAAUGGUGAAGUUUUGGUUCUCCGUUAAUCUCUAAUGUCUGGUGCGUUAUGCUUUCUACUGCAGCUUAAUGAAGAUGGGAAAUCACUGGAUAAAUGAUUGGUCUGGGCCAUCCAAUUCCCGUAUGCCAAUCCUAUUUGGUUUGGACCGUUUGCUGCAUAUUUGAACAGCACUCACCCAGAAUACGCCAAAACUAUACUGUCAAGCGAGGUGACUGACUUCAUUUACUAAUUAAAUGUUUAUUGCUGGGAAGGCCAUCCAUUAAUUGUCCUUGUGAACUGCCAAUUCAGUAAAAGGUUUAUUCAUGAAACACCAAACUGUAAUGACAUAAAAAACUAAAUUGAAAAAUUCAGACUGCAAUAACCAAGCCACGACUAUUUCUGAAUUUUUCCAAACAGUUUUUGGGUGCUGUCUUUCCUAUUUUUGUAAAACUGUUUUCGAGCUGUUUGACAAAAAACCCCACAAAAAUCUCCUGGCCCCUCGGCUGUUUUACACUUCACAGUGUAGUAAAUGCUCCACAAUUUUGAAAUAAAGAAGAUAGUUUGAACUUUUGGUGCUGAGAGAGCUCCAGUUAUUUUUUUCUUUUAAUUUUUUUUUUAUAAAAGCCCAAAAACAGUAAAACAGAACUCCUACGACUUCUUGCAGAAUAGGUUGUAGUGGUUAUGGUAAUCAAAGUGUUUCUUUAAGAAUUAUUUUGGAUGAGCCACUGGUUAUUCUCUAAUUAAAAAAAAGUUUUAUUUACUUUUAGUCAUUUUUGGGAUCUUAUUGCUUUAUUUUCCUGUCUGCUCCGCUUGCUGUUUUAUCGUAUUAUGUAAUACGUUUGCAUUAGUAGAUAUGUAAGGAAUUAAUGUAUACUUUAGUAUUGCCUACUCAGUGGUUGGGUUAUAGUGCUGUAACCAGGACGUCAUUUUUUAAUUUUUUUUUUAUUAUUUCCUUUUUCUGAUUUACUAUAGAUCGCAAGGGUUAUAUAGAAUAUGAAUAUCUAAUUCCCUGGAUUGGUAAGCACUACGCAUAAACCACCAAUUAUGUUACUGAAAUCAAUGGUUAUUUUAUACAUGAAUGGGUAUGUUUAGUAGAGAUAUAGCAAAAAACGGAAUGGUGAAUCGUGUUUUAAUAAAAUUUUCCAUCAAUGGAAAAUCCUGAAGGCUGAGGUGGAUGUCCUUCCUCUAAUAUUUACGCCAUCAAAUAUACACUAUGUGACAAACGUUUUGGGACACCUGACCAUUACACCAACAGGGAGUUUUAUGACAUUGCAUUCUAAAUACAUAGACAUUAAUAUGUGGUUUGCCAAAUGGAUCCAAUGGAUACACUUUGUGGGGAUAUUUAUGGGAUGAUAAUAUUAAACAGUCGAGAAUUGCCCACUAUUUCAAUUAUCUUAGAGAUCGAUAUCAAAUAAGUGAAAAGUAUUCCAUACAAUUAAGAUCACAAUGUGUUAUAAAAAUAGAUUUAAUUUAUUGUGACAUAUGACAUAACAAUAAUAUUAGGCAGCAUGCAUGAUAAUAAUCAGUGAGUAUUUAGUAUAACAUAAGUAUGCAAUACAAUGGAAUGGCUAUACACGUUCCAAUGGCUAACAGCAUCUCCUGUCACUUAAUAAGAUUUAUGAGGUUAAGCUUCACACAGCGAAAAGCCAUAAAACCUUGGCUAACAGUUAAAUCAACUGAGUAACCCUUUCAAUGCUGGCUAGAUCCUCCUAGGCAUAUAGUAUCCUAUUCUCCUGUGAUUUUCAAUUAAAAUAACAUUUGAACCAACUCAUUAGUCAUUUCCUGGAACCAUCCGAUAAGAAUAAUCUACCAGAUUUUUACAAAAGCCGAAUUUUAAUUUGCCUAAAAAGAUAUCUAUCUUAUUUAGAGCAAAUCAAUACACCUGGAUAAAAACAGCGGUAUGCUAACACGUGAUACUAUCACAUUAAUAUAUAAUUAUUCUUAAUUCCACCUGCAGAAUGGAAUAUUUAUAACUAUAUAUUCUUUAGUUAACUAAGAUUUCUAAAUAUUGAAACCUGACCGUGAUUUAUCCAGUCAUAUAUCAUGCUAUUAGUAAAUUCUAAUUAAUUUAAAUUAAUUAAAUAAAUCCAGCAUAAUUACCAGUUAUGUAGAUAUUCUCAUCAGAUGAGUAGGUACUCCCAGGACUUGAUUGGUUGUAUGGAGGUGCGUGAGUGAUAGAGAAAAGUGGUGUUGGUUAGAAGUCAGAGUAAAAUUCUAAGUGUCAAAGAGUUUAAGAGUUGAGUGUCCAAGAGUUUAAGAGUAGAGUGUUAGUCCCAGAGAAUGUUUCUUGAGUCUCUCUCUCUCUGCAUGUCCGAAUUUGAUUGCCCAAACUCCAACUCGUGUCUCUACCAACUAACCUCUCUUCCCUUUGUCCUAACUUUUAAAGGGCCAGACUCUUUGUACGUCAUUAGUUGAUAAGCCAAUAGGAAACUGAAAGGUAUGUUCAAUCUAUGGAUCGCAAUUUAGGUAUUUGAUCCAUAGAGGGCAGUCUCGUCUCACUAAACCUUCCUAUCCAGGAAAGAGUUAACUUUUCCUGAUGACGAUUUUGACGUCAUUUAGCUUAUCUAAAAGGACUACCAUAACUUAGAUUUGCUGUCAGUUCAAAGCGUUUGUCUCAGUCUUUGUGGCAACUACUUUGAUCGUAAUUUGUAAAAUUGACAGUUCUAAACUCAAUUUCACCCCUUACUUACAAUGGAACCUUGUAAAAUUUAGAAAGUAAAAUUAAUUACUUAGUCUUCUCUGUCACUAGUGUCUGUGUUUAUAUAAUGCAUUCCUUUAGCUCAGUGGUUAGUGAAAUCAAGGAAAUUAUGUGUCUUCGAAUUUCUGAAGAUAGCAAAAUGGAGUCUGCUCUGUUCUGAGUGACUCUGGCAAUAUACACUUUUAAUUUCUUUCUUAGCACAAAAUGUCUGCUGAUAUAAAUAUUCUAACUUGUGACUGGAAUUUUAGGUAAGCAAACUUUAUUCAAAGAGUAAUUAAAAUGAGUUGAGCAGCAUCAAAUAUCAGUGUCCGCAAUCAGUCCACCAUCCCUCUAACCUUCUCGGAGUUCAUCUGGGGUAUACAGACUGUAUAAGAGUGUCCCUCUUUCCCACUAGGCUUGGUUGCUUGUGCCGAUGUGUCUGCUUCCUGGCUCUGGUCUGUUUUUUUUUAUAGGAUUCGUUAAACUGAGGGCAAACUACUGAAGAAGAAUGUUAAACUAGCCAUGAUCCAUUGUGUCCUCUGCUCAUCUUCCUUUCAUACAAAUUGUAUAGACCCACUUAAUCUCACCCAAAACCAUGCACCGUUUCCGCCUUUCCCAGCCAUCUAUAGACUGUUUUCUAUGUCCAUCUUUUUCCUUCCCCAGCCAUCCAUACAUGGUCUUCUUUAUCCGUCUUUCUCCUUCCCCAGCCAUCCAUACAAUGUCUUCUAUAUCCUUCUCUCCUUCCCCAGCCAUCCAUAUAUUAUGAUUGACAUUUGAAAAAAACCUAACGUAUUUCAGACCUACGGGUCCUUAGACAUAUGUCCUAUAUCUAAGGACCUGUAGGUCUGAAAUGCUUUAGAUGUUUGGUGUGGCACUUCCCCCUGUUUGUUACUUUUUGUUUUGUUCUUGUGCCAAUUAAACCUCCUGUGGAGUUUGAGCGCUUGCAGUGGCGUUAUUUCUAUUUUUUGUUUUUAUUGUAUUCUACAUUAUUUUUUCUCCUUCCCCAGCCAUCCCUUUUGGGUUACCAAUCUCUUUCCAUUCUUGAAACAGCCAAUAUGUUACCUGUUCAUAUUCCUCCUCACUUAAUUUUCAUGUUGUCUGUCCAUAUUUCUCACCCAGUAUUUGCCCUAUGUUUAUAUUUCCCUUCUUUACCACAUUUUUAUAUACAAUUCUCUGUCCUGCACUAUAAAUAAUUUCCUCUGCCCCUGCAGGCAUCUUAUUUACCCUUCCAGGUAUAUUGUUCCUCAACCAGCAUGCACAUUUACCCACACCUUCCUAUCUUACUUACUUAUGAAUGUGAUGGAAUAAGUCAGGUGGCAGCAGUGGUUCAUGUCUUGCUCAUGUCUUUCGGUGGUGGGAAGCUGGCCAGUUUGGUGUCAAAAUGUAAUGAGCAAUAGUGGUUCUGCUGAAAAGCAGCCGUCUUCUGACCUCCUAAACAUGCUCCGGAGGCCACUGAAUUCAGGAGCAUCAGCAAGUGAGUGUAUGAAUGAGGGUACUUGUCAUGGGGUAACACUUCCGGGUUCGGCACUCCUCUGUGCGGAGCCGGACCCCACCCCCCUCUGACGCGGCUCUAACAGUAUUUAGGGAGACCACGCCAGAGAUGCUUGCUUACUCAAAUCUUCAUUGCUACAAACUACUAAUUAUAUGGAGGACAACUCCAAUCAUGCUUAUUCACUAUGAACUGUUUCUUGCUUUGCAAAGACACUCAAUGCUUCAAGCUACUAAUUAUUUUGAGGACAACUCCCAUCAUGCUAAUUCACUAUGAACUGUUUCUUGCUUUGCAAAUAUACUCAGUGCUUCAACCUACUAAUUAUAUGGAGGACAACUCCCAUCAUGCUUAUUUACUAUGAACUGUUUCUUGCUUUGCAAAUAUACUCAGUGAUUCUACUUGCUUAUUGUUUCUAUUGAAGAUUAUUCUCAUGAACUUAAAAAAUGUUACUUAAAGCAUCUCUGAGGAAAUACUUAAUACUGAACUUUGUGUUGUUGAUUACUUGCACUUCUUCUUAUUGGAUUAUUGCCUAAAUGCAAUUCAUUUAAGUUUAACAUUUUUUAAAACUUCGUUUGAAUCAAGUUACCAGUGAUUCUCUCUUUUCUUAAAGCUACAGUAUUGAUACUUUAAAGAUUCUCUGUUUCUUCACAAUUGUAAUUAGGGAGUUUACAAGCUGCAGUUGAGUUCCAAUCCAAAUCACCCAAGUAGCGUAACAGAACCACAGGACACAAAGUCGUUUUUUUUCAAGUCUUUAAAUUCCAAUUGGAACAUUAGUCAAUGGUCAAUGAAGAAUGGUUUGUGACAAACAGUCCAAUGUAACUGCCUUCUAUUCAUUCAACGACAUAAUGUUCGUUUCACAAAGAAAGUUGUAUCUGUUACUUGUCUCUGUUUGGCUUCGGGAGAGGACUAUUGCUUUUGUCCGGACAGAAGUGGUUCCAGCACCGUCGCCUGCUGACCUCUGGAUUUCACUAUGAUGUACUGAAGCCGUAUGUGAAGAUAAUGGGCGACUGCACUAAAGUCAUGCUGGUAACAAUUAAUAUAUUUCUCUAUUAAGGAGUUCAGUUUGAUGUGGGCAGUUUAUGAGUCCAUUCUAGGUGCCUGCUUUGUAAUAAUUAUAUCGGGUUACUUCUGUUUCUGGCUGUGCUGAUGGACACACUUGAACAUGUAUUACGUGACAUUAGAUGAAAAAAUAAAAAUUGUCGGUGCAAAUAAAAAGGUGCACAAUGUGAACACAUGAUAAAGUGCAGAAAAAGUUUUAUGAACAUGUUACCUUAAGAAGGCUUUAAAAUUCUGGUCAGGGCACUCUUGGAUAAUAUAUAUGUAGGGGAAAGGAAAAACAGAAAACACAACACAUUGCUGCAGGAAUAAAAGGGAUAGGUGACAAAGUGAAUAAUUAGAAAGAAAGAGUAUAAGGCAAGGAGCUGAAUGGAUGUAAUAUGUGAGAUGGGAUUAAGAGGGACUAGGAAUACAAGGAAUCGCUCAAGUGGUACUAAAGAAGCCCUGUCACCCUCUCCCCCCAACAAAAAGAGCUUUUCAUAAAGAAAAAAUAAUUUUGAAAUGAUGGUAAAUACUGUGUUGGAAUUUCACUGAAAUUCUACCCCAGUCAAAAGAUAUCAUAACAUAAAUUAGGGUCAUCUUUGCCUUAUGCAUUUUUCCUACUCUUGACGAAAAGGCAGAGCUAACGUUGUCAAUCUUUGUCAAGCCCUCGACCAUCACUAGUAACAGUUGAGGGUAAAAAACAUAUUAGAGAAACUUCGACACCAAUUAGCCCCAUUGCACCCACAGCACAAAAAUGGCAGAAGUUGUGUCAUGGGCAGCACCGUGAAGAUACCGUGAAGAUAUCCAUUUCAAAUAUAAAAGCACCCCCUCCAAGAUAACGGUUAGCAACACUAGCUCACUGUACAUAACUGAUUUAAUGGCAGUGUAAAUAAAGACGUGGAUGUAUCCACCGGACUCUGCUCACCUGCUGCCUGGAAAGGGGGAAAAGGCUUGUGGCUGAGUAGCCAGCAAGCCCUGUAUUGCACUUACUGCUUCAUAUAAAUUGCACGCAGCACCAGCAUCCAUAUAUCUAAGUGUAUCAGGCAGUAUGAUGUGUUACAGACCAGUGCAAUUCCCAAGGUAAAUCUAGGUACGGAGUAAGGACAGCCAGUGAGGUCAAGCACAAAUACUGGACAAGUCACUUGGAUAGGAAUGUUGUUACACAUGUGUAAUACAGACCAGGGAGACUCGAUACAUGAGCAAUGGGUAUCUGCAGAGUUGGGUUUAAAUAGCAAAUUAAUCAAAUAAACCUGAAACAAUUAACUAUUAAAUAAAAGGACAGCUUAUGUCAUUACUCACUAGAAUAGCAAGUAGAGUUAGUUUUCACUUGUUUAGGAGAUAUUCUGGCAAUAAAUUAUAAUACUAUAAAGGAUCACACCCAACAGGAAAAAAUUAAACAGAUUUAUUGAAAAUGUUCAAUACAUAUAAAAAACUAACAAAAUAUAAAUAAAAGAGUGAUUGCCAACCCUGAUAUGGAUAUGUAUAUCCAAUAUGAGGCCAUGGAUUAUAUAGAUACGACUCGAGAAAAUAAAUCACUAUAUACAAUACAUACAAUAAAAAUAAUGAAAACAUCAAAAUCACAUACUAAUGAUGCAUACACUAAUGUACAGAAAAAUAAUACAUACCAAAUCAGAAAAUCAACAAAACAAAUUAGCUAAUGAAGUGUUAAGAGAAGAGGGAAAUAUCACACGUCCAAAAAACUCAAAAUGAUACCCCCAACAUUUUGGCGAAAAAGCCUUUGUCAGGGGAGUAUUAAAGGACCACUCUAGGCACCCAGACCACUUCAGCUUAAUGAAGCGCAUGCGCAUUCAGCCGAAGAGGAGGAGAGGAGGCGGAGAGGAGGAAGAGAGCUUCCCGCCCGGCGAUGGGACUUAGUUGUUUUUUCAGCCUGGAAUAGACCGACCGCACAGCCCAAAUCCAUGGAACCGUUUUGGGCAGGAAAAUGUGCUUGCGAUCGGUCAUAAAGGGAACUCCAGCUAACUUUUUAACCCCUGGAUGGAUUUGUCUGAUUUUUGGUUAUGUUUGUGUUUUAUGAAGAUUGGAUGUGUAGUUUUAAAGUUACAGUGUAUGGAUAAAAACUGUAUUUUUACUGCCUGUGUUAAUUAUGUUAAACCAUUGUGCAACAUAAUUAGAUCACAGGCAGAGGGGAGGAUUUUUGUGUGUAAUUGCUGGGAGUGUUUCUGUAAUGUACGUUUCUGAUUGGUUGUUGUGUAAAACCCUGUGGGUGGUCCUAUCUCAGGGAAACCUGCAUAAAAGAAGGUUCUUUGUGUGCCAAUAAACAGAUCAUCUUGUACCUUCAUGAAGUUUCGGCUCAUGUUUGGGGGAUUGGAGAAACUACACUCUGGGGAUUGCUAUAAUCACUAUACUCCACAGGGUAUAAUCACUAAGCUCUGCUAAGAGCUUGUUCCUGUUCCUGCUCUCUGGAAUUCAGAGAGAGGUCGACCUGCUGGAAGCUGGACCCUGGUCCUGGGUCCAGAGUGGGUGGAGACGGCGAGACCCCAACCAAGCUGCGGCGGUUCGUGGGGUCUGCAGUGGUUAUGGUGUCAGGCAGAGUGCUUGGAGUCCUUGGAAAGCACUAGGAGCACCCGUCGGCGGAAGGUACCCGGUCGGGGUGCCAGCGGUUCCGUUACAAUGGGGCUUUGUCAUUCAGUGCUGCUUGUGAAAAGCAUUAUAGCAAAUGUGAGUGUUUCCAUCAUCAGCUUUCUCACAGAGCCUCGGUUAGAAGUUACAUAGUUACAUAGUUGAAAAGAGACUUGGGUCCAUCAAGUUCAGCCUUCCUCAUAUAUUUUUGCUGAUGAUCCAAAAGAAGGAGAAAAAACCUUCACAUUUUGCAACAAACUAGGAAAAAGAUUCCUUCUUGACCCCAAAAUAGCUGUCAGAUGUCUCCUUGGAUCAAGCAGCUAUUACCCCACUAAUUAGAAAUUAUAUCCCUGUAUGUUAUUUUUGCAAGUAUUUAUCCAAUUGCAGUUUAAACAUCUGUAUGGACUCUGAUAAAACCACCUCUUCAGGCAGAGAAUUCAAUAUCCUUAUUGCUCUUAAAUAUGCUCUUAAAAUAUUUUCUUUGCCUUAGAUGAAAUCUCCUUUCUUCCAGCCUAAAUGUGUGACCUCGUGUCCUAUGUAUAGCCCUGUUUAUGAAUAGAUGUCCAGAUAAUGGUUUGUACUGGCCCCGAAUAUAUUUGUAUAAUGUUAUCAUAACCCCCUUGAGGCACCAUUUUUCCAAACUAAACAGAUUUAAAUUUUUUAACCUUUCUUUGGAACUAAAAUGCUCCAUUCCUUUUAUCAAUGUUGUAGCUUGUUUCUGCACUUUUUCUAGUGUCAUGAUAUCCUUCUUUAGAACAGAUGCCCAAAAUUGCACAGCAUAUUCAAGGUGUGGUCUUACCAGCAAUUUAUAAAGAGGCAAAAUUGUAUUCUCAUCCCGAGAAUUUAUGCCCCUAUUUAUACAUGACAAAACCUUACUGGCCUUAGCAACUGCAGAUUGACAUUGCAUAUUGCUGCCUAAUUUGUUGUCUAUAACAAUUCCCAAAUCCUUCUCGUGUGUGGUUACCCCCAAUUCACUACCAUUUAGUGUGUAAGUUGCUUGUGCAUUCUUAACCCUGAAGUGCAUAACUUUGCAUUUCUCUAUGUUAAAUUUCAUCUGCCAUUUUAGUGCCCAGUCCCGCAAUCUAUCCAAAUUCCUCUGCAGCAAAGCAAUAUCCUGCUCACAUUUAAUUACUUUACAAAGUUUUGUGUCAUCUGCAAACACUGAAACAUGGCUUUCAAUGCCUAUUUCAAGAUCAUUUAUAAAUAUGUUAAAUAGAAGCAGUUCCAAAACAGAACCCUGAGGAACACCACUUACCACUUUUGUCCAGCCUGAAAAUUUACCAUUAAUGACAACUUGAUGUACUCUAUCCUUAAGUCAAUGCUCUACCCAAGAACAAAAAUAUUCAUCUAGACCAAUUUCUUUUGGUCCAAGUGAUCAAACUGAUGUUUAAUGGACACAUGUAAUCAUCUUUAUAAGGACUGCCAAACCACAGAACAUGUUGGAUUUCAUUCAUUUAGCCAGAAAAAGAAUACCCAAUCACCAUAUAUUAAAUAUAAUUGAAAGACCAUAUAUCUCAUUGACUGAAUGCCACGUGAUGUGUGCAGUAACUAUGUCUUGACCUGUAUUUGCUUGUGACUUGUCUCUGGUGUCUCCACAAGUGGGAUACCAGAGGACAAAAGGCCAGGAAAGCGUAUUGUGCAUGUGUUUGGAGUUUCCUUGUGAAAUUGUGUGUGUGUAGAGAGAGCUGAUUGUGGUGUGGUGUUUUGUGUAAAUAGGUUAGUUUCAGUUGUGUCGUGUUUGUGGUGUAAUAUGUGUGGCUAGGUGCUGAAGAGAGUGUGUGUCUAGGGGCAGGGUUGGCCCAAGGAUGAAAUCCUGCUCUCCUCAACAAAACCACACCUGUGUAUAGUGAAUGCAUUGUGUGUUUAGAGAAUGCAGAGUGUGUAGUCGAUGCAGUGUUUACAGUGGCUGCAGUGUUUGUGUGUUGCGUAUGCAGUGUGUAUAGUGAAUGAUUUGGGUGUGUAUAGUAGAUGUGUGAAUAGUGGAUGCUCAAUGUGUGUAUGUAUAGUGGAUCCAGAGUGUCAGCAGUGUAUGUGUGUAUUGUAUGCAGUUUGUGUAGUGAAUGCUUUAAAUGUGUGUGUAUAGUGGAUGCACAGUGUGUGUGUGAUACACAAUUUGUGUGUAGUGGAUGCAGAAUGUGCGUGUGUAUAGUGGAUGCAGAGUGUCUGUAUUUCUAUUACUGUUUCUUACACCUCCGCUCUGUUAUCUUUCUCCCCCCAUCCCCUCUACGUGUGUGUGUCUUUCUCCCCUCAGCCCCUUUACAUGUCUUUUUCUCUCCCCCAGCCCAGUGCGUGUGUCUCUUUCGCCCCUCCCCAGUACCUCUGUCUCCCUCCCAAAAACAAGUUGUCUCUUUCUCCCCUCAGUCCCUCUGUGUCUUUUUCACUCCCUCCAGCCCCUCUGGGUGUCUCUCCCCAACCCAUGUCUGUUUCUUUUAUCUCUUCUCCAGCCCCUCUGAAUUUCCCCCCAGGCCCUGUCUGUCUCCUUUGCCCCUUCUCCAGCCACUCUUUGUGUCCCCUAGCCACUUUCUGCUUGCUUGUGUCCCCCAAGCCACUUUGUGUCUGCUUGUGUCCCCUCAGCCCCUUUGCUUAUGUCCCUUUAGCCCCUUUGUACCUGCUUGUGUGCCGUUAGACCCUUUGUUUCAGCCUGUGUCCCCUCAGCCCCUUUUUGUAUGCUUGUGCCCCCCCUCCCACCAUGCCAGUUCACCUCCCUCCCACUUGUAGCAUGACCGAGCUGUGGACCAGGGUAGAGGAAUCAGUUUGGCGCACUCUGUGAGCACGUCCUCUACCCCGUUCAUGGCUCGACCUUGCUACAUGCUGAGACUGGCAGAAGUGGAAUGGUGUGCAUUCUCUCCUGCCAGUAAGCAGGAUCCAGCGCCCACCUUGGCCACCUUAUAGUAGCACGGGCCCUGCACAGUGUACAGGGCCAGCAAAAUUAAUUUUAAAUUCACACUGACUUUACCUAGAAUUCUCACUUUAGUGAAUAACCCUGAUAAUGUUAUUAUAGUGUAAUUGUAAAAUAUUUAGAGAGAUUCCAGGCACGAUGAUUCCAUUAUAAUGCAGACUUUUAUUGGAAUAAGCAAGACACGAGAAUGUUUCAUUCAAUACAGAUGGCCUUUCUCAAGUCAUAAGAUAGCACCAUACAUUUUUAAUUCCCCCCCUCCUCCAUCAUGAAUGCAAAAAGCUUUCACCUGUUGCUUAACUGAAUUUACACACCUAUUGUGCAUCGUGUUGAAACGGUCACACUCAUAAGACACGUGGACAUCCAUAAACAAGGUUUCUCAGUGGUUGCCAUGAAGAUGAGGUAACAAAAGACUACAACAGUGCAAAAUGACAAAUUAAAAGUAGAAAACAUCCCCAGGAAGCCCCACAUAAAUCAGCAUCGCCUCAAUAAUUAAACGUUACAAUGUCCUGCAAUGUUUCCUAUAUUAAUCAUGCAAUCUAAAACACCCUGUUCCAAAUUAUUACGCAAAUGAUAUUUUUCUCAUUUACCUAAAUAAUUGAUGUGAAUAACAGUCAGCAUAAUUCUCAUGUUAUCAACUAUUAAGAGUUCAAUUCAAAUUGUAUUGAACAAUCCUCCUAAUGAUAACAGUAUUUUUUUUAAACAUAAAAAACUUACAAUGCACUGUUCCAAAUUAUUACGCACAGUAAGUUUCAAAACACUUUAUAGGUUGUAAAGAACUGAACGUUGUCAUUUGUUGUGUUUGAGGCAUAUUUAAUGAAAUCAAAAGCUAUUUCAAUAAAACUUAUAACAACAUUUUAACUGUUUAAACAUUUUAACUGGUCACGUUACAUUUUAACAUAGGACCCCUUAUUUGAUAGCAGCUUCACAAGUCUUGCCUCCAUUGAACUUGUGAGUUUUUGGACAGUUUCUGGCAGAAAUCUUCCUCAAUGUGCCUUUAUCUGCAUGAACCCUUCUGUGCUCUGAGUCAGCCACAAAUUUCUUAAUAGUGCGAUAUCGUGAAAUAUCUAAUGUUUUCAUACCUAGUCCAAAGCACUGAACUAUUUCACUCUUUUCGGCAGCAGAAAGAUCCUUUUUCUUCCCCAUAUUGCAUGAAAAUUGUGCUCUGCUUAAUGAUGUGGAACACCCUCCUUUAGUAGUUUUUCCUGAAAUUGGGCUCACCUGGCAAUCUAAUUAUCACAGGUGUCCGAGAUUGUUUUCAGUGAUCAAAAGAGCCCUGAGACACAAUGCCAUCCAUGAGUUAAACUGAGAAACAAAAUAUUUCAUCUUUGUGACACUUAAAUAGAAUUUGCAUAAUAAUUUAGAACAGGGUGUAUAAUAAAGAGCCAUCUAGUGGCCACCAACAAGACAAACAUAUUGUGUCAUCCUUUCCUAUAGCACCAUCUAGAGACCAAGUAUCAAAAUUACAAUGAUGUAAUUGCAUGUAUACACCGAUCAGCCUCAACAUUAAAACAACUGACAGGUGAAGUGAAUAACAUUGAUUAAAUUGUUACAAUGAUACCUGUCAAGAGGUGCGAUAUAUUAGGAAGCAAGUGAACUGUAAGUGCUUAAAUUUUGUGUAUUGAAAGCAGGAAAAUGGGCAAGCAAAAAAAAUCUGAAUGACUUUGACAAGGGCCAAAUAGUGAUGGCUAGAUGACUGGGUCAGAGCACCUCCAAAACGACAAGUCUUGUGUGUUGUUCCUGGUAUGCAGUGGUUAGUACUUAGUAAAAAUAGUGUAAAGAAGGACAACCAGUGAAUUGGCAUCAGGGUCAUGGGUGCAAAUGUCAGGCUUCCUGCCCACUUACCUCUCACCGGAGCGCCGGGUGCCAAGACCCACGCCCGCAUUCCGUCUGACGCUGCAUGCUUGCGUGCAGUGUGUUUAAGUAUGCGUCUGAAUGAACUACCGAAUUCGGCGUUUGCCAACCCGAAUGCGGAAUUCGGUAAACCGAAUUUGGCGCAUGAAAAUUACGUCAGAGGUCAGAUUAUGAAGUUCAAGUACCUUCCACGAAAGUGGUCAAUUCCAAGUGGAAUUUGACCAAUCAGAUUAAGUGAUGCCUAUUUAUACUUACAUCUCCCAUUCCUUUUUUUCCCUGUUGUGGUUUCUUGUUAGCCCAAUAGCGCGUUCCUUCUGUAUAGUUGUUUGGUACCUUGACUGGCUCUUGUCUCUUGUUUAUCCUGCUCUAUCUAAUCCAUUGACCUUGGCUUGUUUCAUCAUUUUUCCUUACCUCUGUAAUCCUUUGACCUUGGCUUGAAUGCUGAAUCUGCUUAUUUGUACAACCCGGCCAUUCUAAGGAUCGGUAUUACAAAUAUUCUUGUUUGUGAUUCUGUCUGUGUGUUUAGGUUCCCGGAUUCUAGACACCCAAGGCUCUUUGAUGCACAUGGGGAGCGAAGGCUAGCCCAUCUGGUCCGAUCACACAGAAGAGCUACUGUAGUUGAAAUUGCUGAAAAACAUAAUGCUGGCCAUGAUAGAAAGGUGUCAGAACACACAGUCAGGGCCAGAUUAAGAGCCCAGUGGGCCUGGUGCUGACAAUUAUGACGGGCCUAAUUACAGAAUCAUAUCGACCAAAAACAGUAAAACACUCCCAAGCCUCAUGUAUCUGAUGGAUGGUGCUGGAGAGAAAGAAAACAGCAGCUAUAAGAAAACACAUACCCUAGGCUAAUCUCUCACUAAUUUAUGUUUUAAUCUUUCAAGUAAAUCCAUAACCCCUAACAGCAGUGUCUAGUCAGGCAGGAAGUCAAUGGGCGGGGUAAAAGGGUGUGCCACUGACACAAAUCACGUAACCUGCCAAAAGGGGCGAACAUGCCCAAAAAGAGGAUAUGUCUGCCCAAAGAAUUAGAAUGCCAGCCUGGUAUGAAUGCAUGUCAGACUGCCUGCAAAUCAUGCAGCUGGCCAACUAAGGGCAUACUAUGCAGACAGCACCCUGAGCUUGGCAUAAAUGCAUCUAAUGAUGCGCUCACUCAACGCUUUCUAAGGACUGCCCCCUAGCACUCACUGGUCUACUUGUCUCCUUACCUUCUUACUAGCAGGCAGAAGCUCCUGGUAUAUAGUCUGGGACAGAGAAAAGCUGUAUGUAGUAAGUGUAGAAGAAAGGGAACAUGCCACAGUGUUAGAGAGACCAAAGUCAGCAUUACCUUAAAGGAUCACUAUAGGGUCAGGAACACAAACAUGAAUUCAUGACCCUAUAACACCACCAUCUAGCCCCCCUGGGCACAUCAUGCCGCCAUAAAUAUAGCAAAAUCUUACUAUAUUCAAGCCUGAAGCUGUAACUCUACAUGCUGUUAGACUCAUAAAAACAAGCAGUCUGCUGACAUCAUUAGAAGUGGUGGCCUGAUCCAAUCACAGUGCUUCCCCAUAGGAUUGGCUGAGACUGACAAAGAGACAGAUCAGGGUCAGAGCCAGCAUGAUUCAAACACAGCCCUGGCCAAUCAGCAUCUCAUUAUAUAGAUGAAUUUAAUUAAUGACUCUCGAUGAGGAAAGUUCAGUGUCUGCAUGCAGAGGGAGGAGACACUGAAUGUUUGGAUGCAUUUUAGGCAGCCAUGACGCAGGAAGGAUCGCUAACAGUCAUCUAAGGAGUGGCCAGUGAAGUUAUCACUAGGAUGUAAUGUAAAGACUUCAUUUUCUCUGAAAAGACAGUGUUUGCAGCAAAAAGCCCGACGGUAACGAUUCUACUCACCAGAACAAAUUCAAUAAGCUGUAGUUGUUCUGGUGACUAUAGUGUCGCUUUAAAGGACCACUCUAGGCACCCAGACCACUUCAGUUUAAUGAAGUGGAAUGGGUGCCAGGUCCAGCUAGGAUUAACCCAUUCUUUUAUAAACAUAGCAGUUUCAGAGAAACUGCUAUGUUCAUAAUAGGGUUAAUCCAGCCUCCAAAUCCUCUAGCGGCUGUCUCAUUGACAGCCGCUAGAGGCGCUUGCGUGAUUCUCAUUGUGUUUUCCUGGCACUAUAGUGGUCCUUUAACUAUAUUCAUUGUCAGCCAGUCCACACAAGUUUUGUUCCCAUACAUCCCACUUAAGUUUCCAUACUUAAGUAAGAGUAUGUGAAAAGUAGUUAGGAUUGCCACCUUUCUUGGAAAAACAUACCGGCCUUACUAAUUUGCAUAAUUAAAUAUGUAUGGGUGACAUCACAUGAUGUAAAUCACAAGGAGUGACAUAAGAGAAAAUGCUGUAAAAUCACCAAAAAACCUACUUAGUUUGAUUCUGCUGUAUAGAUGGAUUCCUCCCAGUGCCCCCAUGUCUCCCAGUGCCCUCAUGACUCAGUGCCCCCAUGUGUCGAUUACUCCAGGUCUCAGUGUUCCUAUGUAUCAGUGUCUCAGUGCCCCAUGUCUCCCAGUGUCCCCUAGUGUCCCCUGUGUGUCCCCUAGUGUCGUGUCCCCAGGUCUCCCAGUGAUCCUAUGUAUCACAGUGUCUCAAUGCCCCAUGUCUCCCCAUGUAUCCCAGGGUCCCCAUGUCACUAGGACACUAGGAAGACGGGGAGACCUGGGGACACGGGGAGACCUAGGGACAUGGAGACACCAAUGACACUGGGAGACUAGGGGACUCUGGCUGGGACACAUGGGGACAAUGGGAAAAUAGGGGACACUUGAAGAGAUGGGGACACAGACACCAGGGACACAGACACUGACUGGGGGACAUGGGGACAUUGAGACAUGGGGACACUGGGAGACAUGGGGACACAGACACUAGGGACACUAGCUUGGAGACAUGGUGACAUUGUGACACUUGAGGCAAUGAGAGACAUGGAGGUACUAGGAGACAUGGGGACAGUGAGACACUGGCAGACUGGGGGCACUGGGAGACUAGGGGUCACUGGAAGACUAGGGGGCACUGAGACACCAGGGACACUGUGUCCCCAUGUGUCUGUGUCAUAAUAUCUCCCAAUGUCCCUUAGUGUCUCAGUGUCUGCCAUAAUGUCUCCCAGUGUCCCUUAGUGUCUGUGUCUGCCAUAAUGUCUCCCAUUGUCCCUUAUGUCUCAGUGUCUGCCAUAAUGUCUCCCAAUGUCCCUUAGUGUCUCAGUGUCUGCCAUAAUGUCUCCCAAUGUCCCUUAGUGUCUCAGUGUCUGCUAUAAUGUCUCCCAAUGUCCCUUAGUGUCUCAGUGUCUGCCAUAAUGUCUCCCAAUGUCCCUUAGUGUCUCAGUGCCUGCCAUAAUGUCUCCCAGUGUCCCUUAGUGUCUCAGUGCCUGCCAUAAUGUCUCCCAGUGUCCCUUAGUGUCUCAGUGUCUGCCAUAAUGUCUCCCAGUGUCCCUUAGUGUCUCAGUGUCUGCCAUAAUGUCUCCCAGUGUCCCUUAGUGUCUCAGUGUCUGCCAUAAUGUCUCCCAGUGUCCCUUAGUGUCUGUGUCUGCCAUAAUGUCUCCCAGUGUCCCUUAGUGUCUCAGUGUCUGCCAUAAUGUCUCCCAGUGUCCCUUAGUGUCUCAGUGUCUGCCAUAAUGUCUCCCAAUGUCCCUUAGUGUCUCAGUGUCUGCCAUAAUGUCUCCCAGUGUCUCUUAGUGUCUCAGUGUCCCCAUGUCUCCUUGCAGCCUUUCCCCCCAUCCCUUACUUCCCUGAGCUGUAAGCUGUCUCUGCAGGGUGGGAGUUGCUCUCUGGACUCUCUGUAACUGCACCCCUGCAGAUCAGUGAGUAUAGAUAGGCAGGUAGGGAUAUGCUGGAACUUCCUAUCCCUGCCUGUCUCCACACACAGCGACCCCUACUGGCCAGUGCAUACUAUUGCAUAGUAAUCUCUUGUUUAUACUGAUAAAAAUACCAGCAUUUGUAUUGCCAGUAUCCAAUAUUGGCACCAGCCAGGCAGCCUCAAAUACUGGCUAUGCUGAUAAAAUAAAAGCCAGGUGUAAUCCCUAAGAGUAGUGUGUGAAAAAAAAAUGCAAAAAAAAAAAUUUUUUUUUUUUUUUUUUAAAUCAAUGGGCCUAUUCCAUAGGCCUGGGCCUGGAGCUGCAGCUCCAUCAGCCCCUAUGUUAAUCCGGCCCUGCACACAGUGCAUCACAGUUUGCAGUGUAUGGAGCUGUGGAGCUGCAGACCAGCCAGAGCAGAGGCAUUCCUAGAGCAUUUGGAACCCGGGGCAGACCCUGUUUUUGGCACACCCCCUCUACCCACCCCCUUAAAACUGUAAAAAAAAAAAAAAAAACACCCACAAUUUUUUUUCAGUGUUUUCAAGAAUAUUUAUUGCACAUAAAAAUUGUGCACCCCUCACACAUACAAACCUUGCAUCCACCCUACACAUCAAAUUCAUACCCCUCUUCACAUAAAAACCCUGCACCCACUUCACAGUUCACACAUACACCUCCUAGUUCAUACACCCCCUACAGAUAAAAAUUCUGCACCGACCCUACACAUCAGAUUCAUACACACCCCCUUAAUUUAAAAAAAAACAUGCACACCCCCUUAAUGAAAAAAACACUGCCCACCCCCCUUAAUAAAAAAAAACCCUGCACACCCCGCCCUUAAAAAAACAUGCACACCCCCUCCAGCAGCAGCACAUCACAUGUACAAUGUGACUGGGACCAACCACAUAGAGAUCUAUGAGAUUUGUGUGUGUAAAAAGGUGAUUAUUUUGUGGUGCCAUCAUCCCAAUCCUGGCUGAACAACUCUUAUUUAAAAAAAUAAAUAAAAAAUAUGAAUAAAACAGAGCUUUCUCAAAUUCAGAAUAAAAUAAUAUUCAGAUAAAAUUAAGGAUCACUGGGUCAUUCCUGAUUCUUAAAGAACAUGGGGAGUUGAUAUUAGCAAAGGAACAGUGUCUGCAAGAUCCCAAAUUCCUCAACACAGGCUAUUAGAACAAUGUGUUUGUCACUUUCAAGAGUUCCGAGCUUAAAGACAGACUCCUCUCGUCUUGUCACUAUCUCAUAAAUACAAAUAAAUUCCAAACUAUAAAAUUUAUUAACCCCUUAAGGAUCAAAGUUAGUUGGAGAUCCAAGGCCUAUUUGGUAAUUUUGCCAUGCUUUCUUUGUACCACAAUAACAUCCUUUCCGUUUAAGUACACCUAUAAAUGUUAUAUAUAAUUUGUUUUAUUUUUUUUAAAUAGGGCUUUCUUUUGAAACCCUGUAUGUAUUAACACAAUGCUAAAUAUUAAUAAAAAAAUAAUUUCAAUGUUUUCUCAGUUUUACAUUUAGUAAUUUCUAUACAAGUGCAACUAAAGAGAACUAAUUCUAAAUAGAUUCACUAAUUAGUCCUUUUGGUAUAUAGAUCAUGCACCCGCAGUCUCACUGCUCCAAUCACUUAGUUUAUGUAGCUCGAGUCACACCUCCCUGCAUGUGACUUGCACAGCGUUCCUAAACACUUCCUGUAAAAAGACAUCUAAUGCUUAAACUUUCUUUAUAGCACAGUUUGUUUAAUUUACAAUUUCUUAUCUCCUGCUGUUAACAGCCUUGUAUAACCUGCAGGAGCCCUCUGUGAGUGAUUAACACAAAAUUUACAGAGCAAAAGAUAAAAACUUCUAAAGGAAGUUUACGUGUGACAGGCUAUGUCAGUCACAGCCAGGAGAGGUGUGGAUUGGGCUACAUAACAAAACAGGGAUGUAACUCCUAAAUUGUUGACAAUUGAGCAGUGAGACUGUAGAGGCAUGAUUUGCAUGCUAAAGCUGCUCCAUUAAGCGAAAGUUGUUUGGGUGACUAUAUUGUCCUUUUAAGGCUCACAAACAGAAAAAAUGAAGAAUGUUCCCCAGGUAGAGUUUAUAUAGACAGGUCUGCUUUAAGUUGGUUGGUACAAGAUUCCGUUCACCAGGUUUUUCCAAGUUUGUUUGUAUGGUUUUUACUUUGAAGCAAUGAAAGUAAAUCAAAAUUGAGUAUAAUAUGAGCCUCCUGUCUGAAAUAAAUGGUCUCCUUUUUGUCACAUGUAUUUCAGGGAUGACCUGAGUAAGUUGCUGUACAUCACCAUGUGUAUUAAGGAGAGUUUGCGCCUCAACACACCAGUGCCAGUCAUUUCCAGGCAUAUGAAUGAGCCAAUCACAUUUAGUGAUGGGUGA